AUGAAUUGUGGCGGAGAUAGAAAUAUAUCAAAAGAAGUGUGUUUAGAAGUAAUUAAUGAUUAUAGAAUGGUAUCACUCUGGGAAGAAAUGCAUAAAGGUCAUAUAGGAAGAGAUGCAACCUAUGGGAACUACAAGACUAAAUAUUAUAAUAUGGGAUUGUAUUCUUUUGUAUCUGAUGCAGUAGAUACGUGUGACAUUUGCCAACGAAAUAGAAUAAAAGUCCAAAAAGAAUUCCUAAAACUUUUUCCAGGCUCCAAGUCAGCACAUGGAGCUCCUCGUACACCAACAACUCAAGGUAUGGUAGAAAGAUUGAAUCGAACUAUCAAGGAGAGGAUCUCAAAAUUAAAACAACAAGAUUUUCUUGAUGGUACUUCUAGGUCUCUUUCUGAACUAUUAAAACAAGCUUUGUAUGAUUACAAUAAUACAAAAACAAGAACAAUUAAAAUGACACCAUCUCAAGCUGUUGGUAUUGUACCUUUGUUUAUUAAUGUGCAAUCAGAACAAGACUCUCAAUCAAUUGGUGUUUCAGAUGUUUCAAAAGAAGAAAUAACAGCUAUUAUUCUUGAAAAUCUCACAAGUUACCAAAAUCAAUGGAAUUCAAAACCACCAAAGGGAUUGAAAGUUGGUGAUACUGUACUCUUUCUAGAAAUUAAAAAAAAUAAUAAAAUAUUGAUUUUGUGUAAAAUUCAUAAGGUAAUACAGGAAGACACUAAACAACUUUAUAAACUUGAAUUUUUGGAAGAUGGAAUCAAUAGCCUUCAAAAAAAAGGUUUAUACUCUGGUUUUGUAGGAGGUAACAAGUUGGUUCUUUAUAAACAAUCAACAGUUGAUAUUUUUAGAACAUCGCCAAACAUACAAAAAGAUAUUGAUUCUUUUACUUCUGGUCUUUAUUUAAAUAAUGAUGGGAAAGUUAUUGAAUUUCUGGUUCAGUUUAUUAAAAAUCUUGGUAAGGAUUUAUCCAAUUUCAACUUGCAUCAAUUGGUAACACAAAAUGAUCCAUUUAGGGUUUUGGAAGAUGCUCUUAACAAUCCAUCAAAUAUUCCACCUAUCAUUAACGAUAAUCCAUUUCAACACAAACUCAAUAAUGAAAUGGAACAAGAAGAAAUACUCCCAUUUUUAAAUAAUAAUCCAACAGCGCCAAAUUUAAUGAAUUGUUUGAGAAAGGAUAUGAAUUUAAAAGAAAUAGUACCACCAAUACCUCAAGUGCAAAUAAUACCAUCAUAUACUAUACCACAAUCUGGUAGUGGUAUAGUAACAACUGUUAAACGUCUCAGAGGCCGUCCUCAUAAGAUACCAAUUGUUAAUAAACCUCCUUUAAAAUCACAUUCUAAACCAUCCAAAUCACCUCUCAAAUCAACAUCCAAAUCACCUCUCAAAUCAACAUCCAUUUCACCUUCCAAUUCACCAUUUAAAUCACCAUUUAAAUCACCUUCCAAAUCACCAUUUAAAUUACCUUCCAAAUCACCAUCCAUUUCACCUUCCAAUUCACCAUUUAAAUCACCUUCCAAUUCACCAUUUAAAUCACCAUUUAAAUCACCUUCCAAAUCACCAUCAAUAGGAAAAAUCGUUAAUGUGAUACCUUCAAAAAAAGUUGCAAAAACAAAGUCAACAAGGACACAAAAAUUAGAACUUGAUUUGGUUGCAUUAAUAGAAGGGGAGGAAAAUUUGACUAAAUUCCUCCAAAAAGCCCCCAAAGUACUAUAUGUCAAUAGUGGUGAUGCUUUAAUCGUUAAAAAUCCAAAUAUGAUGUUACCAACAUUCCACUUAAAAUCAAAACAAUUUCACCAACAUUGUGUAAAAACUGUAAUAGAAAACGAAUUAUAUUUGGACUUUUUUGUAUACAAAGGAAAAUGCAAAAACAUCAAAUGCACCAGAGGUAACAAAGCUAGAAAAAAUUCAAUUGUGUGCAGUGUUUACAGUGAUAUGGUAAAUCAAGCAAUUGAACAACUCAGGGAUGAUAUUCUAUUUUGGGAGAAUCAAAUUAAAUUAGAUAUUAAUAAUAAUAAUAACAAUGAAAAUCAUCAUCAAAAAUUAGAUAAUAAUAACAAAAAUAUUUUAUUAAUUGGCUCAAUUGGAAUUUUAAGAACUCAUUUAUUAUUUAAUUUAGUUAAAGAUUCAAAUUGUUCAAAUAUUUAUUAUAUAUUAAAAGAUAGAAUUAAUUCUAUUAAUUCAAAUGAUGAAAUUUUAAAUAGUUUUAAACAAUAUAAACUUUAUGAACAAUUAAGUGAAUUUGAAAUUUCAAAGAUUCAUGUUUAUUUUGGUGAUUCAUCAAAGAAUAACUUUGGUUUACCAAUUGAUGAAUUGAAUAUACUUUCAAAUAAUGUAAAUUCAAUAAUUAUUAAUCAAGAUAGUGAUGCAGUAGAAUCAACAAAUUCAACCUAUAUAAAUGAAUCAUAUAAAAUCGAAACUGUAAAGGAAAUUAUUAAAUUUUCAAUCACUAAUGGUAUAAAAGAAAUUUUAAUGAUAUCUUCAUUAUAUGUUAAUUUAGGUAGAAAUAAUAGUAGUAGUACUGUAGAUUUUGAAACCUUAAUACCAGUUGAUAAAAUUUCUCAACUUUCAAAUGGUUCAUUACAAAUUAAAGCAGUCUCUGAACAUUUAUUAAAACAAGCUUCUGAUAAAUUCAAUUUGAAUACAAUUAUAUUAAGAACCCCUUCAAUUUUCUCAAAUCCAAAUGAUUAUGUUCAAUUAUAUCUACAAUCAUGUAUUGAAAUCAAGUCAUAUCCAAAUAUAGAAUUCUCAUUUUUAACAUCCCCAAUUUCAUCAUUAUCAACAACAAUUUCAAAUUGUCUAAUUAAUAUUGAAAGCUACAUACAAGAACAACAUCGUUGCUUUAAUAUUAUCAAUAUUGGAGUUGAAAAACCAUUACAAAUUGAGAAUAUUAAUAAUAUAUUAGGAUCACAAUUCAAUUGUGAAAAAGUUGAAUAUAUUGAAUGGUUUUCAUUAAUUCAAUCUUCAAAUUUCCAAUCUUGUAUUAAGCUAUUACCAAUUCAAAUUGAAUAUACAAGAUAUCAAAAUUCUUUCUCACAACUUUUAUUAUUAUCAAAUAAAUCAAUUUCGGAAUCAAAUCAUUGUUCUAAAUCUGAUUCAAUUGAAAAUAUAAUUACAAAUGAAAUGCUUAUAAACUCACUAAAUAAUUAUUAUAAUAAAUGA
Molecule: messenger RNA, 3150 nt
Organism: Dictyostelium discoideum AX4
Lineage: Eukaryota; Evosea; Eumycetozoa; Dictyosteliales; Dictyosteliaceae
Exons: 6
Coding region: 1-3150 (1049 amino acids)
Biological process (GO): DNA integration
Molecular function (GO): nucleic acid binding
Source: RefSeq, a predicted model, not a curated record